Piliocolobus tephrosceles (Ugandan red Colobus) is the source of this 1457-nucleotide messenger RNA. RefSeq names its product zona pellucida glycoprotein 3 (gene ZP3). Gene Ontology annotation, molecular function: acrosin binding. Gene Ontology annotation, biological process: binding of sperm to zona pellucida; egg coat formation; positive regulation of acrosome reaction. Lineage: Eukaryota; Metazoa; Chordata; Mammalia; Primates; Cercopithecidae. The transcript has 8 exons. Gene Ontology annotation, cellular component: extracellular matrix. The coding region runs from base 182 to 1456 and encodes 424 amino acids. The record is from RefSeq and is a predicted model, not a curated record.
UAAGGGUUUGCAGUUCUAACAAGCUCCCAGGUGUUACUGAUGCUGCUGGAUGGGAACCGCUUUAUGCAACAAGGGCCCAGCUGGCUAGGGAAGGGCGGCAGCUGAGAGCCCAGGUGGCAGCAGUCAGCAUCCCACGGGUAUAAGACCGCCAGUGGCGGCUGCGUGCUGCUCUGCAGGCGCCAUGGAGCUGAGCUAUAGGCUCUUCAUCUGCCUCAUGCUCUGGGGUAGUACCGAGCUGUGCUACCCCCAACCCCUCUGGCUCUUGCAGGGUGGAGCCAGCCGUGCUGAGACGUCCGUACAGCCCGUACUGGUGGAGUGUCGGGAGGCCACCCUGGUGGUCACAGUCAGCAAAGAUCUUUUUGGCACCGGGAAGCUCAUCAGGGCUGCUGACCUCACCUUGGGCCCAGAGGCCUGUGAGCCUCUGGUCUCCAUGGACACCGAGGAUGUGGUCAGGUUUGAGGUUGGACUCCACGAGUGUGGCAGCAGCAUGCAGGUGACUGACGAUGCCCUGGUGUACAGCACCUUCCUGCUCCACAACCCCCGCCCUGUGGGAAACCUGUCCAUCGUGAGGACUAACCGCGCAGAGAUUCCCAUCGAGUGCCGCUACCCCAGGCAGGGCAAUGUGAGCAGCCAGGCCAUCCUGCCCACCUGGUUGCCCUUCAGGACCACGGUAUUCUCGGAGGAGAAGCUGACUUUCUCUCUGCAUCUGAUGGAGGAGAACUGGAACGCUGAGAAGAGGUCCCCCACCUUCCACCUGGGAGAUGCAGCCCACCUCCAGGCAGAAAUCCACACUGGCAGCCACGUGCCACUGCGGUUGUUUGUGGACCACUGCGUGGCCACACCAACACCAGACCAGAACGCCUCCCCUUAUCACACCAUCGUGGACUUCCAUGGCUGUCUUGUCGAUGGUCUCACUGAUGCCUCUUCUGCAUUCAAAGUUCCUCGACCCAGGCCAGAUACACUCCAGUUCACAGUGGAUGUCUUCCACUUUGCUAAUGACUCCAGAAACAUGAUAUACAUCACCUGCCACCUGAAGGCCAUCCCAGCUGAGCAGGAACCAGAUGAACUCAACAAAGCCUGUUCCUUCAGCAAGUCUUCCAACAGCUGGUUCCCAGUGGAAGGCCCAGCUGACAUCUGUCAAUGCUGUAGCAAGGGUGACUGUGGCACUCCAAGCCACUCCAGGAGGCAGCCCCAUGUCGUGAGCCAGUGGUCCAGGUCUACUUCUCGUAACCGCAGGCAUGUGACAGAAGAAGCAGAUAUCACUGUGGGGCCACUGAUCUUCCUGGACAGGAGUGCUGACUAUGAAGUAGAGCAGUGGGCCUUGCCGGCUGACACCUCCGUGCUGCUGCUGGGCAUAGGCCUGGCCGUGGUGGCAUCUCUGACUCUGACCGCUGUUAUCCUGGUUCUCACCAGGAGGUGUCGCACUGCCUCCCACCCUGUGUCUGUUUCCCAAUAAA